Molecule: messenger RNA, 450 nt
Organism: Penicillium egyptiacum
Lineage: Eukaryota; Fungi; Ascomycota; Eurotiomycetes; Eurotiales; Aspergillaceae
Source: the annotation of a GenBank genome assembly
AUGGAGCCAGCAUCCGAGGAGGCCGGACCGGCAUCUAAGCCCUCCUCCCCACACUCAGAUAUCCAGCCCGCCCCCGCACUCCGACCUGAAGCCGAGGACGUCCAUUGUAAUUCCACCGCGACAAACACCAACAACCACCAUGGCCCGCCCCAGAGCUCCGCAUCCUCCAUCUCCACAACAUCCCGCCCCGUCUCCGCCGUAGUGCCCCCCUACUGGCGCCGACACGAGCGCAAUACCUCGCACGUCUCGCAGUCAUCGUUGCGUGGCGCUGCUCGCAUCACUCUAGAAGACCAUACUGCGGACCCGAACUCGGAGACGAGUCGUGGGCUCUGGGCGAGUAGCGUUGCUAUUGAUGAUCAUGUUGUUGUGCGCGGUAUGACGGGGGUCGGGUCGUAUGUUGUGUGGAAUUGUACGGUUCAGACGCUUGAUGUGAGUUUUGGAUCUCGAUGA